Molecule: messenger RNA, 1441 nt
Organism: Nelumbo nucifera (sacred lotus)
Lineage: Eukaryota; Viridiplantae; Streptophyta; Magnoliopsida; Proteales; Nelumbonaceae
Product: nudix hydrolase 20, chloroplastic-like
Molecular function (GO): 8-oxo-dGDP phosphatase activity
Source: RefSeq, a predicted model, not a curated record
AUGAAGGUUGUUUGGCCCAUUUCAGUAAAAGAUUGCAGCUGCCAGUUCGACACAGACUCGACCACUCAGUAUUCUGUGGUGCACAAUGCAGACAACUUCGGAGCUCAUGGCCUGUAAUCCUUUCCUCUCCUAUCGGAUCUCGAUCUCUUUUUCCUCAUUAUGCAAAACUCUCUCUCCUCUCCUUCGAACCAGUAUCUCAUUUCCGACACGUUCGCCCCAGUUCAAUCCGAUAAGGUUUCAUUCCCGUUCUAUGAUGGCGAAUAGCUUCAGCUGGGACGACGUUUUCCGAAUUUCACAAGCUGACAAUGACUUGGAUGAUUCUUCAGACCUUCAAGGAUUCUUCGAAAGGGUCAAAGCUUGUAAUCGAGGAUGUGAAAAGAAAUCCGAAUUCAUCCCUUUUGUUAUUGAGCAACAAAUCGUUGGAUAUAUCCACAAUCGCUUUGCAAACCACCUUAGGGAGUUCCACAAUGUGUUUGACUUUCUAGAAGAUAAAUCCUAUAGCAGUCACUUUGGUGGCUAUAUCACUCUAAACCCAUCACUUAAGUCAUCAGAGGAUAGGACAGAAGCAGUUGCAGAUGUAAUUAACUGCUUGGGAGGGCUAAUUCCAGGUACGCGGAAUGAGCUAUACCCUGUCACAUCAUCAUUUGGGAAGCCAGAAUUUUUUUCGUUAGAACGUGCAGCUGCUCCCUACUUUGGCAUAAAGGUUUAUGGCAUCCAUAUGAAUGGCUAUGUCAAUAAGGAUGGAAAUAAGUUUCUGUGGAUAGGAAAGAGAAGUGAAGUGAAGCCAACUUUUCCCGGGAUGCUUGACCAUCUUGUUGCUGGUGGACUGCCCCAUGGGAUCACAUGUAAAGAGAAUAUUCUGAAGGAAUGUGAAGAAGAAGCAGGACUACCUAGAUCCAUUUCCAAUAGAGCUGUCCCAGUUGGUGUUGUUUCAUACAUGGAUAUCAAUGGUUAUAGUUUCAAAAGAGAUGUCCUUUUCUGCUAUGAUUUAGAACUUCCUGAUGAAUUCAUUCCAACAAAUCAAGUUCAACUCAAUGUUACAGAUGGAGAGGUGGAAAGCUUCAAGUUGGUUCCUGUCACACAUGUCAUGAACAUCAUCCGGAGGGUGGAAUUUUUCAAGCCAAACUGCUCUCUUGUCAUCACUGAUUUUCUGUUUCGACACGGAUACAUCAGUCCUGAAAAUGAUGGCUAUUUACAGCUGCUACAGAGCUUGAGGAGUGGAGAUUGCUCCUAAAUCUACUCUUUUUCUUUUGUAGUCAUUUGUUAGUCCCUGUUUUCUUGGUAUUUUUCUUGUAGUCAUGAUUUGGAAGAGGAUUCUGCGUAAUAAAUUUUCAAUAUGCUUGGCCAACAUGAAGCCUUUUCCAGCCUCUUUCUAGAGUUUUGCAACAUUUCCCAAAUAAUCUGUACUCCUAAAGGUAAUUGCAUGACUUAUCAUAGGUAA